Molecule: messenger RNA, 4124 nt
Organism: Cydia pomonella (codling moth)
Lineage: Eukaryota; Metazoa; Arthropoda; Insecta; Lepidoptera; Tortricidae
Product: broad-complex core protein isoforms 1/2/3/4/5-like
Exons: 5
Coding region: 341-1738 (465 amino acids)
Biological process (GO): regulation of transcription by RNA polymerase II
Cellular component (GO): nucleus
Molecular function (GO): protein binding
Source: RefSeq, a predicted model, not a curated record
UCUUGAUAGCUUUUGCCUCCGCGUGUCGCACCGUUUUUUGCAUCAGCUUAAACAGUUUUUAAAUAGAGGGCAACCAACAAACACGAUACGCGCGCGCCCUCGAGUGAAAGAAGAAUCAAUGGAGGUCAUUCAUUGCAUUUUUGUGCAUUUCAUACGACCGAUAACAAAUUGUUGAAUCGAAAAGUUACAGUUGUGAGUGAAAGUUUAACUAGGAUUGCUGUAAUGUGUGUUUCUGACAGGACAACAUGUAGUAAAGUGUCCUUUCUAAAAAACAAUCCUAUUGCCGUGUGUCAAAAUAAAGGUGGUCAGCAAGCGAGGAGUAUUUUCUAAAAACGUAACCAUGGCAGAUCAGUUUUGUUUACGUUGGAACAAUUUCCAGACCAAUAUAGUCAGUGCAUUGGACUCAUUGAAAUGUUCCGAGGAUUUGGUCGACGUGACACUUACUUGCGAAGGAAGAAAUAUCAAGGCUCAUAAAGUUAUACUGUCAGCCUGCAGUCCGUACUUCAGGAAUGUGUUCAAGGAAAAUCCAUGUCAGCAUCCAGUGAUCAUCCUCAAAGAUGUAUCUGCUGAUGAUAUUGUCAGUUUGCUAUCAUACAUGUACCAGGGAGAAGUGUUCAUAGAAGAGAGCAAGCUGUCUUCAUUCCUACAUACAGCAGCUCUGUUGCAAGUUAAAGGAUUGACGGGAGUAACUCAACAGAAAGAAAACUUUAUAUCCCCAAAUACAUCAAACAAACUUUAUACACAACUGACAAUAUCUUCAAAAACACAAUUUGGUGCUUCAAGCAAAGAAGUAAAACUCCCCGCUUUAAAGAAAAGGAGGAGCAGUACGUCUGAUAAACCUAAUGACAUCGGAGAGAGUCACAAAAAGAGUAAAUUAUUAGAAACUUGUGAUAUUUACAAUAGGAGUAAUCUAUCACAUUUAAUGGUGGAGAAUCCGGUUUUUGAGAAAAAAGUUGAGAAGAAAUCUGAAAACUGCCCGGAACCCAUCAUAGCUAAUGGGAAAACCUCUAAACUGAAUCAGGCUCAAGGUGACAACAUUCCUUUAUCAAUAAAAACAGAGCAGAUUGAUGACAAUAAUUCACCCAUCUCAGUGCCCACAAAUAACUCUGAAAAUGAUGACAGUCUUCCAGAUUAUGAAAACAGUAUGCUUGCCAGGUCCUUGCUACAAGGAAUUAACCCAUCUAAAAGUGAUAUCAGUGCCAAUAAUAAUACAACAACCAAGAAAGUGUCAAACAUAGCAGAUAUGUGUAUGUCGCGAAGUAAGGAGGGUAAUAAUGAAUCUCCACCAACCAAUUUGGCAGUGAAGAGCCCUCUAAAAGUAGUAUCUGGAGAGGACAUUUUAGUGAAACCAGAAAAACAGUCACCUAAGUCAGACAUUGAGUAUGAACCGGAAAUAUUGCUAUCAGAGCAACAAGACAGUACAGAUGCAGAAAACACAUUCUCACAGGAACAAUCUCAAGCAUUACUAUUACUGGCAGGCAUGUCAAGUGUCACUGGAUUAUCUGUAGGUGCUUCAACUUCACAAGGAGUCUCCCACCAGUCAAAUCAUGCCGCUAUCUGUGGUGACUGUCCACAUUGCGGCAUGAAGUAUUCCAACCAAUCUGCGCUUAAAUACCAUGUUAGACUUAUGCACUCUGACUUAACCAAUCGUCUGUGUUGCUAUCUUUGUCCUCGGUCAUUUACUAUGCGAGAGACGUUUAAAGAGCAUAUGUGGUCUAGCCAUGGACAAAGAAAUUAAAUUUUACUAAUGCAAGUUAAUAAGGAUAACGUUCACUACAAAAUGUUUUUGCAAAAUAGUUAUAUAGAGAAUAUUUAAAAUUUUGGAUUUAAUUCCAAACGAUAUUUAAAUAUGUAAAGUUAGUUAUUUAUGAUGGUUACUAAGGAUUCAAGUGUGCCUUAAAGUUGUGUAAUUGUAUUCAGUGUAACAAAUUAAAUGUGCCUUUUUAAAAAUAAAUUUGCCGUCCCACAUUUAUCAGAACACUUUAUGUUAGCGUAAGCAUUUUUACAUAACAUUGGCGAAAUAUUGAGAUUUUCUGAUAUAUUGAAAUUAAUCAUUUAUUCGCCCUUUAAACCAAGGCUCGGAAACCAGUUAAAUUUCCAAACCGUUAUCAUGGACUUGGCGCAAAACCUUUUAAUUUUGGUUUUGUUCAUAAAACCGGUUCUUAGGAGAACCUUUCCAAAGAUCUUGUCAGAUUAACCGGUUUAGAACAAUAAAAACCUGUUUAUUUCUAUGUCGGUGUCUUUGUUUACGCGGUAUACCACGGGGCUGCCCGGCCGUCUCGUCGCUCGUCGAAUUAACCGGUUUAUUCAGGUUACAAUUAAGUUCUUAAAACGUUCACGUACUUAUGAAAGUGCAGAGUAAAAACUAAAUAAACCGGUAUUUACCGCUAUUUUUUAAAUCGGUUGCGAGCCUUGUUUUAAACAUUUAGAGUAAGACAGAUGCAUUGUUAUGUUGUUGUUCAUUUAUGGAAAUAGUCACUUUAUCUGAUUAUUUCUAACUAGUUUCUUUCUUUUACUAUAAAAUGAAUGUUGGGAGUAACCGUAGAUACAAAAUGUGAGGUGUAAAUAAGUAAUCAAUGAAAAUGUUUUGGUUUGUAAUUGGUGCUAAUAAUAAUCUCCAAUGAAAGUAAGCAUCGCAAAAUGGGUGACUAAAGAACAGAGCAACUUUAAGAAUAUUAAAUAGAUAUGGAAGCAGCUGUGUUAAGCUGAAUCAAGCUAGAUGAAUCUAGAACCAAUGAAUUCAUUAGCUUCGGCCGCUGCAUGGCCGUGCGCGAUUUUAUAGAAUCGGUGCUUCAGUAUUGGCAACAUAACAAGCAAAUAAAUUUAAACAAGCCAUUUUUGAGGCAUUGUUUGUCAAAUAUUUGAUAAUAUGUAUUUACUUUCAAGCAUGCAGUUCAAACUAUUCGGCUCGUAGUCGCCCCAUUUAAUUAUACAUUUAACUAAGAGUGCCUAUACGUAGCCGAUGUCAAAUAAUUAAAUUCUAUUUUGAAUAGUUCUCAAAAGUUUUAACUCUUGAGACUCACAACAAGUUUGUGAUAUUAUUAGGAAUAAGGAACAUGUAUCGUUUAUAAGUUAAGUGCUUAAAAUUAGAAUGACCAGUAUUGAGAAAAAGUCAGGAUAAGAGCUACACGAAAACAGUGAGAAAAAACUUUAUUACCCCGAAUAGUAUGUAAGAUUUCAAUUAGUUAUACAUAUUUAGAUACCUUAUUUAUUAUUUAUUUGUUUAACCUUGGCUCAAAGGGUUGAUUUUGUUGUUUCAUUUUGAAAUGAAGCAAAUUCAGGAUAUGUUUAAGUUAGGUAAUAAUUAUAAGCCACAUAUUUCCUUUUCCAUAUUCCCAUUUUUAUUUAUUUUCGUCAACAUCGUUAAAGGAUGUUGUAUUUAUGUUUUUGAAUGUUUUUAUGCAAUAGGGCUGUUGUUAUAAUAUUUCAGACAGACUAAAUUAUUAUUUCGAAUUUUAUUAUUAUUAGAAAUAAAAAUGUUUCGUUGGUAUUAUUCAUUUCUAACCAAUUUUUGUCGGCCCAGUAAGAAUGCCUCUGUUAGUUUGUGCCAAACUAAUAUUGCGAAAUAAUUUAGUAAAAUGUUAUUUAUGCGUAACUUAUUGCUAAUUACAUUAUUUUGGUAGUUCGUAAUAGAUUGUGAGGUCAUUUACAUGUCGAGUUAUUUUUCAUAGUGUUGAAUGUUCUUUUCCCUCGUUUCAAUUUCGUCUUUGAUGGGUUAAUUUUAUAUAAAUUUACUAUUUGAAUUAAGGUCGGUCGAAGUGAUUGCAGCCAUAAGGCAAAUGCGCCUACUCUAGUAGUAAUAUCUAGUAAUAGCGCCCAUGGUGAAACUGGAUCCAACAGUUCCCGUAUUAAUUUUAUUUCUAGAAAAGGAGCAUUUACCUCUUCGUUGCAUUUACUCGCGUGUUGACCAUACCUACAUGCCUUAGUGAAAUAUAAUAGAUAUUAUUAGAAUCUUAAAUAAAUAUUAUAAAACGAAUAUUAUUAAGUUUAUUAAAUAAUUUUAUCGUAGAACUAUAUUUAAUAUAUGUACGUUAAUGUAAUACUGUUAAAUAUUUUAUUCAAAACUUUACAAAAUUUAUAUUUUGACUAUGUUAUAAAAAAUAAAUAAAAAUGAGCGCUUCUUA